CAUCUUGAAUUUCCUUUUCUGUGCUGGGCAGAUUAAUUGUAAUGCGCAGUUAUAUGAACCCUGGUGACAUUUUAGAAACUUGCCUUGCUGGUAAACCCCGCUCUAUAUUUGUCACCAGCUGUCAAACUGCGUUCACAGAAGGAAUGAGGUGUGAAGCUACCGUCAAUGACCGCUCAGAAACGCCUGUUGAAAUCACCAUUUAAAACGAGGAAAAUCUUCAACAAUAAGCUGUUUUCAAAGAGCCAUCAGGAGAGCUUAGCACUCUGUAGUACACCAUUUGCUGAAAUAGUGGAGACCAACACGGAGUUUAACUCAGAGAUUUGUCAGCUGUGAGGGCAAUGGACGUCUGAAAAGGGUGCGUCUUCAGUGAGAUUGUGAUCGAGACCAGUGAUUAAGACUGCACACGGCCUAGAGUCAGGAAUCCGUUUCUGCGAGAUGGACCUGUACAUUUCAGGGGAGAGGCUGGAAGUCAUCGCCGAGGAAGAGACAGACACCGAGCAGGAGCAGGGCUCUGCCGACGAGGCCUCCGGGGAAGUGCAUGGGGAGGACGUCUACAACGUGGACAAGAGGGAGAGGGUUGAUCGUUAUGGGAUGUGGGACAAGGGGGAUGUUGGCCUGGAGCUUCCCACGAAGGAACCCUAUGUCCUGGUGACAGAGAAGAUGGUGGGACCCCCAGUGUCCACCUUCCAGCGCUUCUCUGUGGAAACAAAUGAAUCCUUGCACUUUGAGCCGUACAUACCCUCGGACGAGGACGAACCUGGUCCAGUGAGGCUUUUUGGUGGGAAAAUGGUUGAUGACAAUGAGGUCUUCGAGGAGGAGGUGGGGAGAGAAGGACCAGGUGAAAGCCCAGGUGACUCAAUGGUGGGAAGAGUCAUCAAUGAACAGAGAGUGAUGGAGAGUUGUGAAAGUGGUGAGAGUGAGCCUCUAGAUAUGUUUUGCACUGACUGCAAGAUUCCCAUCCGUGCUUUCCAGAGGCUGUUCGACCCUCACAAAAACCACCAGGUCAUCCUGAUAACCAAAGCUGCUGAGAAAAUUAAGGUAUAUAGAGAUUUGAUGGCUGAUGUUCGUAAUACAAUGCAAAAGCUGGAAGAACAGAUUGCACAGAUGGAGAAUUUUGCUGGCCACUUGGAGGAGAUAUUCAUCACUGUGGAAGAGAACUUCGGAAGGCAGGAGCAGAACCUGGAGCAGCACUACAAUGAUGUGAUUCAGACGCUGACGCAGCGGUACGAUGAGCGGGCAUCAGGAUUGGAGGACGAGAAGAAGCUCAAGCUGGAGUCUCUGUACAGCCAGCUGGUGGACUGUGGGAGGACCCUCGACCUUUCCAAGGACCUCAUUGAGACAGCACAGGAAAUGCACCGCAAUGAAGACAAACUUGCUUUCCUCCAGGUGGUUAUACCCACUAUUGAAAGAAUAAAGGACUUCACCAAGGAGGAGCUGGAUCUCAAGCUGGCCGCUUCCCUCGAAUUCAAGAACUCCACAGUGGAUUUGUCAGAUGUCAAACAAAUGAUGGAGUCAGUCAACAUUGUACCAGCCCCCUCUGCCCCGGUCAUCAACCCUCAAGUUCCUAACUCUGCCAGUAGCACCUCAGUACGUGUUUGCUGGAGCCUCUUUUCAGACGACACUGUGGAGUACUACGAGCUCCACUACAGGCCCGUGCUGGAGGACACCACGGCCGAGGACUCCCAGACUCCUGAGGCAUCAAUGAUAAAGGUGAAGGAGACUUACCGCACCGUGACCGACCUGCUGCCAAACGCUCAGUAUGAGUUCUGGGUGACCGCCACCAACACCACUGGCAUCAGUCCAGCCAGUGAGAAAGCUGUGUAUAUGACUGUCCCAUCUCCACCUGUGGUAAAACCGCGGGAGUGUGCCAGCUGCCCGUCGGGGGCGCUAAUUCGCUGGGACUCGGGGAACACCAACCCAGUUGACUCAUAUACGGUGGAGCUGAGGGAGAUCAGCGAGAAGUGGAGUGACACCGCCAUCACUGAGUCCAUCGUAGCCAUUCCUACCUGUGAAUGCCUGAUCCAGCUGCAGCCGGACAAGCUGUACUCCAUCGCUGUGAGAGCAGUCAACAUUGGCGGGCCCAGUGACAGGAGCAAUAUUGUCACCGUCCGGACCAUAGGCACGUUCUUUCACCUUCUGGAGGACACAGCCCACCCUUGCCUGUCCAUCUCUGAGGAGGGAUUCACCAUAUUCUAUGGCGACAAGCACCUUUCCAUGAGUGACAUGAUCUUCAGUGACAACACGUUUGCCCGAUGUGUAGCAGUGCUAGGUGAGCUGAUCCCUGUCAGAGGAACGCAUUACUGGGAGGUGGAGGUGGAGGACAGCACUGAAUUCAGGAUUGGCGUGGCAUACCAGGACACUCAGAGGAAUGGCUACCUGGGAGGGAACAAUACAUCCUGGUGCAUGAGGCACGUUGUCACGCCCUCCAGACACAAGUAUGAAUUCUUGCACAAUGGCUGGACCCCCGACAUCAGAAUAACCAUCCACCCCCGCCGGAUAGGAGUAGUGCUUGACUAUGACGCUGGGAAACUGUCCUUCUUCAAUGCCGGGCUGUGGCAGCACCUGCACACCUUCGACUGCCACUUCCUGCACUACGUCCAUCCCUGCUUUGCCCUGGAUAACCCCGGAGCACUCACCGUCCGCAAUGGCAUUGAGGCACCCAACUAUGUUCGCUUCAUUUGAGUACCCCUCAAUGCCUGCCUGCCUUGCAUCAGAGUGCAUCAUGAUGAAAGGAAACCACUACCACAAAGGACUACCCAUCUCUAACACAACAGUCAACAUUAUUUUAAAAACACUAAUUAAAAAAAAAGCAAGUUUACACUGUUCUCUGCAGACUUCUGUGUUCAAUAUUCAGGAGAAUUGAACAGUAGCUGUUUCUUGUGAAGCUCUUCAAAAUAAAGAGUGAAG
Megalops cyprinoides (Indo-Pacific tarpon) is the source of this 2907-nucleotide messenger RNA. RefSeq names its product fibronectin type III and SPRY domain-containing protein 2. NCBI's taxonomy places the organism in Eukaryota, Metazoa, Chordata, Actinopteri, Elopiformes, Megalopidae. Bases 436 to 2682 code for a protein of 748 amino acids. The transcript is spliced from 13 exons. The record is from RefSeq and is a predicted model, not a curated record. Gene Ontology annotation, molecular function: protein binding.